This is a messenger RNA of Centropristis striata (black sea bass), 2691 nucleotides long. It is a transcript of the gene ydjc, whose product is annotated as YdjC chitooligosaccharide deacetylase homolog. The transcript has 6 exons. Gene Ontology annotation, molecular function: deacetylase activity. Gene Ontology annotation, biological process: carbohydrate metabolic process. Lineage: Eukaryota; Metazoa; Chordata; Actinopteri; Perciformes; Serranidae. The record is from RefSeq and is a predicted model, not a curated record. Bases 651 to 1586 code for a protein of 311 amino acids.
GUUUCACUUUAUGUGUUAUCUUCAGAGGAACAAACUUUUGGACAGGAAAUGUUUUUACCACAGGUGGUCACAUCCACAGACUGGUCACCAAAUCUUUGAUUACCCAUUGACGUUACUGUAUCAGGAGGAUGACGUGGUGCCUGGAAAAAACUGAUUCCGUGACUAUUUUUUCACAAUAAAAGCUUUACAAGCUUUAUGAAAUGUACAGUAUUCUUAACAAAGUUGUAAGUUUCAUUUUGAAAUAUGUAACCACUGCCUCAAGUAUUUAUUUAAUAAGUGUGCUGAUAAAUCGUAUUACUAAUAGCAUAUUCUAUAGAUAUGCUCAGUGUGAGGAAAAUAAAUGUCAUUAAAAAAAUAAACAAGCUAUGACUCAACGAUAUGGUAUAUUGACAACUCCAUAUACAGUUUUGUAGUUUAAUUCGUUUGGAUAUACAUUUAAAAAUAACUGUGAACGUCUUAUUUUGAAGUUUUUUUGCCGGCUGGAUGUCUUCCAGCAGAGGGCGUCCGAUUAUAACAAAGUCAAGUCAACUCCAGCUCCACAAUACAUUAAUACGCUUUGCUAGUCGGAAGUGCAGUUUAUUUCCACCGAGCUUGUGUGGCUGUCGACACUGUAUGGACAGACGUGUGGAGUACAAUGGAGACCAGCAAUAAUGCCACAGCCAAGAAUGAUGCUGGUGGUGACGGGAGAUGAUUUCGGCUACUGUCCCAGGAGAAACCAGGGCAUUGUGGACUGCUUCCAGGCCGGAGGCAUUUCCAAUGUGUCCCUGUUGGUUAACGCCUCUGCUGCCAAAGACGCAGCAGAUCUGGCUAAAAGGCACAACAUCCCCAUCGGUCUCCAUGCCAACCUGUCAGAGGGCAUCCCAGUGUGUCAGAGCCUCCGGCAGGCCUCCACACUAGUAAACCACUGCGGCUUCUUCCAUGGGAAGAUGGGCUUCCGUCAGGCCCUGAAGAUGGGUCAGCUCAGCAUGAAGCAGGUGGAGCUGGAGUUGAGGGCCCAAGUCAGGCUGUUCAGGGAACUGACAGGUCACCUGCCCCACCACAUGGACGGACACCAACAUGUCCAUGUACUGCCAGAGGUGUGCGAGGUGUUUGCACAGGUCCUGUCAGACCUCAAGAUCCCAUAUACUCGUGUUCCAGUGGAACCAGGUUUACACAGCUGCCCUGCACUGCCAGCACACCUCCACAGGUUCUACACAGAGGUGGAAAAGGACGCUCUGGACUCCAUCCCUGUCUUCAAACGCUAUGGAAUCAGGUGGCCAGAUGUGUACCUGGGACUGACCACCAUGGGCCAGAACAUGUCCGUCCCCAACCUGCAGAGGGCCCUCAGCCAUGCCUUGGCUGCAGGGUCUUCUGGAGGAUCUAAAUGCAGCAGUGCAUCAGGCUCCAAUCAGCCUGUGGUGACAGCUGAGCUCAUGGUCCACCCGGGUUACCCCAGUCACCCCCAGGAAGGAGGCUGCGGAGAGGGCCCUGAUGACUUCUCCCAGUCAGCAGACAGACAGCAUGAGCUGAGCGUCCUUAGAGACCCGUCCUUACUGGCCCUCUACAGCCAGGAGAGGGUGCAGCUCUGCUCCUUCAAAGACAUCUGAGUACUGCAGUCUACGUGGGACAAACAUGUAUGCAUACUGAGAACAUUGUGACAUUUUAUAAUAUUGUAAUAUUGUUGUUUUAUUUCAGGGUUCAGUUUGUAGUGGCCUUGAAGGAACAUUGUUUCCCAAAAGCCCAAGGCAGUCACAGGUUAAAGGUCAACUGGACAGCCUGUCGGGUGAGUCCAGACAUGACUGCAACAACAGCACAUCUCAUCUCUUUUUAAAAACAAUUCUUAAAGCACAGAAAGAUGCAUACUGCCAACCUAAUUUAUGAAAAAUUGUUUUGAAUGUUAACUAAUUAAUCCUUAACUUUGUUAAUAAUAAUACGAUUAAUAAAGCAGAUUAAGGAACCUUUAGUGAGAGAGUGUACUGAGCUACAGAGGCCAGACAGGAGUUGGUGUCUGGAUGUCGGCUCUCUAUAGAUCCUUGCACAAAAUCUACUCGCAGUGAGUUUACAUUUACUGACUGAAUGUGACAGCAGAGCACAGAAGCACUACAAAACAACUACAGUAACCUACAACCAGGAGUGAUAUGCUCUUCUUUCGUUUAUCUUAAAGGAGAAGUGAACAGGUGUUAAAGUUAAUGCAAGCCAUACUACUACUACUACUGUAGCUGCUGCUUUACAGCCCUCUGAUACAGAUGAUUGUACUGCAUUACCCACAUGCCCAUCAUUGCACAUGUUUAUUACAACUUGGGUUUUUAUAAUGUAGCUUUGUCCUUUAUGACCAUACACUGCAUACAGAAAGUACAAUGUGCAAGUUAAUGUCAGAGAUCUGGGACAAAAGCUGAGCAGUGAAUGAUUGCUCCAACUGUCUGUUGUAAACAUCCAGUACAAGUCAUAGCGCCACUUCCUGCUCUAACUUUGACUUGCUGACUCACUGGAGUUGUUUUCAGUUUUCUUGUGCAAUGACGGAUUAAAUGCAACAAUUCAAAUAAGAUGUCUUCAGUUGGACCUCCAGAUUAAGUGAUUUAUCUGAAUAAACAGUUGGUUUGUUUACAACCUGUCAGACUUCUCUGUGGAGAUGUCGUCAUGUUCCCAGAUGUCAAUAUUAACUUGGUCACUGAUGAAACUACAGAAAGAAUACCCAAGUUGAAAUUAAAUUUA